AUGCGAUGUGUUUAUUAAAGUAAUCAUUGAUACUGAAUUUUAAGCGUCAUAAAAUAUGUUUUAUAUUAGCUUAAAUAUUCUUUCAAAUUGUUAAAAUGCACUUUUAUUCUACUUUUAAUAACUACUACAACAAUAUUAAAUUCUCCAGUUGAAUUAUUAACUCUUGUAAUUAGCUUGAAUAUAGUUAACUAGCGGCAGUUUGAGGCACUUUUAUGUGUGGGGUUCCGUUAUUUCCGACCGUAUUCGAACGCAUCUCGCGCAUGCGCAGCUCCCUCUGUAGUGACGGUACUGAUGCUGAUGAGGGCGAGGAAGAGCCGUGAGGGAUGCCGCCGCGGCUGUUGUGUUUUGCUGCCAUUUCAUCAGCGGAUCGGAACGUAAAUACCGGCGGCGGCGGCGGCGCGCGGCCGUGAGGGACAUCCGGGCUUCUGCAGGCCGCAUCCAGACUUCCACACGGCCCGGAGCUCUGAUGCUGGUCCGGGGGAGCUGUUAAGGUGGUAUUAGUGGAUGCUGCAGCAACAGACUCCACCGGUGCGAGGGCUCAUUUCCAGAAGCCACAGUCAUCAAUAUGGUGCCUGUUUUCUCCAGGUUUUGAGCUCUAAACUCGAGAUUUUUACUGUUGGUGAGACAUGGAGACGAUAUGGCUUUACCAGUUCCGUCUGAUUGUCAUCGGAGACUCCACGGUGGGAAAGUCCUGCCUGAUCCGGAGGUUCACGGAGGGCCGCUUCGCCCAGGUGUCUGACCCCACCGUGGGAGUGGACUUCUUUUCUCGUCUGGUAGAGAUUGAGCCAGGAAAGAGGAUCAAACUACAGAUCUGGGACACCGCAGGACAAGAGAGGUUCAGGUCCAUCACCAGGGCCUACUAUCGGAACUCCGUCGGGGGUUUGUUGCUCUUCGACAUCACAAACCGCCGUUCCUUCCAAAACGUCCACAACUGGCUGGAGGAGGCGCGGAGCCACGUCCAGCCGCACAGCAUCGUCUUCCUGCUCGUCGGCCACAAGUGUGACCUGGAGGCUCAGCGUCAGGUGACCCAGCACGAGGCCGAGAAGCUGGCGGGGGCGUACGGGAUGCGCUACGUGGAGACGUCUGCGCGAGACGCUAUCAACGUGGAGAAGGCGUUCGUGGAUCUGACGAGGGAAAUCUUCGAACUGGUGCGGGACGGCGACAUCAAGAUCCAGGACGGCUGGGAAGGAGUCAAGAGCGGAUUUGUUCCCAACACCGUCCACUCCUCCGAGGAGGUGACCAAAGGCAGCCGGCAGUGCUUCUGCUGAUUGCGUUGUGGUAAAAACCUAAGCGGACACCGACUUCUGUCUCUUUUUGCCGUGGCUGCUCUCGGCGAAGCUUUUGGGGACAGCACUUCCUGUUUUCCUGCUCAGUUACUGUGUGUGAGACCGUUGGAGUCGCCUGGAGGCUCCGGAGAGACACCGAAGCACAACAAGCAUCCAGACCUCUCCUUUUCUGUCCGCACACGUGUGUCUUCUUAUCUGUUAGGAACACUUUAGCUUUAUGCCACGUUCGGCCUUUCCUGGUGUGCAUGGUGACGCUCAAGUGAUGAUCACGAACAGUUCUCUUCAUGAGUGGAGACGGACGCCGCUUCUUCCACAAACUGUUUCUCGGGUGGAGAAUCCAACGGUAGUGAACUCCAGCCGAGCCAAAGUUUCAGAGUGUGUGUGUGCCUGACUCCUGGAGAGAAGAGGAUGCUGUCGGAGGGAAAACGUUUCUACCGUUUCUGUUGAACGACUGCCUUCAUGUCGGGGAUGUUCACCUGUUACCGAGCAGAUCCAGAAAUGCUUCUUCAACUCAGUCAAAAGUGAAGAAAUGCCUUUAGAGACGUGAGGCUUGACUGACCGAUUAUUUGAAACUUGACAAAGAUGAAAAAUUUGUGAAUUUAUUUCUUAUCCCCCCAAAGUGUUAACAGUUAUUUAAGCCAUAAUUCAAUAGAAGACAACUUGAAGCUUUUCAGUUAAGAGGAUUUUUUGGGUCAUAUUUUGGACAAAAUAAUUAAAGAAAGAAAGAAAGGACAAUCAGCAGUUUAAUCUGUUGUAACAGCCCACAUUGAUAAAAAAAAAAAACAAAACCUCAAAUAUAUUUAAAUAUUGCAGAGCAAAUUGACUUAACUUAUUUUAAACAUAAGAAUAAUUAAAUUGUGCUUUCGCCCUUUUUUAUGUCUUAAUUAUUUAAUUAGUAAUACAGUAUUUUCCAGAGUAUAAUUAGCAAAAAGCAAAAAAUGUCAAAACAAGAAAAAGAAAACCAUUUAUAAGUAUAAAUCGCACUUUUGGGACAAAAGUCUGACAUUUUAGCACAAAUCCGUCAAGCCCAGUGUAACAAAUAAAUAAAUAAAUAAAUACAGGAAUGCUAAUAUUUUGAAGAAAAAUAUCAAAGUUUAAGAGGAAAACAAUCAGAUUCUCUUCCAUGUUUGUUUUUGACGACACUUCUUCUGCUGUCAGUAGCAAAUACUUUGGGUGCAGCACCCUCUAGUGGUUGUUAGAGGAAACAACCGCUAAAGGAUAACUGGUGUUUAAUGGGAAAAUAACGAAUAUAUGAGCCUAUUUAUGCCUAAAAAACAAACAAAAACAAAAAAACACACAAAUACGUUGCUUCUGACUAAAAGUCGCACCCCUCGCAAAACUAUGAAAAAAUACGCAACUUAACUCGGUAAUCAAAUAUUUCCAAACCUGUCCAAGACUGUCACAUUAAUAAUCACUAACAAAUCACACACACUACCACUUUAAUGUUUGGGAUCAUGUACAUUUUAUGGAAAAACAACAAAAAAAUUACAUUUCAUGACACAUUUUAUAAGUGUUUUUUUUGUAAAAAUUAUAAAAAAAAAUUAACAAUCAAGUUAUUCAGCAGCUUUCACUUCUCCAUGUUCUUCAUGCAGAACCAAUAAAACAAGUUAGUAACUGCAUGAUCAUCAGAAACCCCAUUAGCACAGGGGGCAUAAAUCCAAAAUACACGAACAAGAUAAAUAUUUACUGAACACACUGAAACUACAUUUUUAAAAACUUAAAAAUGUAUCUUUUUAAUGCGGACCAAACCUCAGGACUCAACCUCAACCAAAUAGUACCGCAUCCGGAACCGGUACUGAUCCACAUCCCAAUACCAGACCGGUACCGAAGGUUGGGGAGCCUUGAUUUAAUUGGAUGUAAAAAAUCGACGAGUUGGGGACUCCCAAAACGUAAAUUUUUGACGUUUAAGGUCCUUAACCAAAUGUCAAUUUGUGAUUAAUUGGUAUUGAAAAUGUGUUGCAAUAUGUUACUAGUGCAAAUUAAUAUAAAAAAUAUAAAAUGAUCUGGUGGGCCGGACUUUGACACACGCAUUAGCAUUUAGCAAAAUUCAAACUUGAUUUAUAAAGCGCUUUUCAUGCAACAGUAACACAAAUUGUGUUUAAACCAAUUAAAACAAAUGUAUAAAACACACAAUCAGAGAAAUAAAUGAAACAGGACUUUCUGUAGGCUGAUUAUUCCAUCAUUUCUUUGUUUACAGGAUAAAAACGGACCAAACUUUUACUGUCUGUGUAAGCUUAGAUAGGACGGUUAUGGAAAAAUACUACAACUUAAGUGCUGUUUUUCAGUAAAUUUUCUGAAAAAAGGGAAAAAUGCACCACUGCACAGGAGGACAAAUCCCUAACUGGAAAACAAGGGAUUUGUGUCGCUAACUGGAAAACGAAAUCAAACCUGUCAAACACGGUUGAGCAUCAAUGACAGCAUGUUGAACUUCAUUACUUCAAUCUGGUCAAUAAAAAUAAAAGCCUUACGAGGACAAAAGAGUAAAAGCUGGACGUUUAAUCCAAAUUUGAGUUUUAUGGAACUUUUAUUUUGGCGGGAUGACUGGAGGAAGUCAUUGAGGGAGAUGAUCCAGGAGACAAAAAGUCAUAUUUUUCUGGUUAAUAUAAAAAGCUUUUUUUUUUUUUUUUUUAAAGUGGGAAAAGUUUGACUUUUUUCAUCAUGUUUGUGUUCUUUUUAUCUCUUUUAAAUCAAUUUCAUGCUCCAUGGAAAAAAAAUCCAGUUAUCUCAAACCUUCGAGCUGUAGUGUUGUGUGUUUUCAAUGGAAAUUUGACCAACUGUAGCAAAUGUAUUUGCCAUGAUCAUUGUGGUCAUUUGUUCAAACAGGCCAAACAAUACUCAGGACUUAAAAUAUAAUGUGAUAUUCAGAAAUAAAUAAGAUUUAUUCAAAUGUUAGAUCAUUAUAAAUCGUUUAUUUCCCAUUUUAAACCACACAAUUGAAGAAAUGUCAGGAAGUAUUCACUCACUUGCAGCCUCAAACAAAGUCAUGUACAUAUUUACAGUAGCUGCAUGCUCUAUUCUUACUCAGUGUAUCCAAAUAAAAUAAAAAAACAAAUUUUUUUCUUAAUAUAAAGGCAAACAAUCCUUGCAGUCAACACAUUCAGAAACGGUUCAUUUGUAACAAACUGCACAGUUGUCGCUCCAUAUUGUCCUCGUAUAUGGUGAUAAAGAAAUACAAACGCCUUUUUCUCAACAACUUACUCGGAAUUGUUCUGUUUACUUUUAUGAUGCGGAAAGUGUCUCUCUCGAGUGCCUUUUGGAAGAAAACAAGUUGAAGUGCAUGCAGUCGACACAACGUCAUGUCCAUCCUGUGAAUGUUACUAUCUCAACUGUAAUAGGUGGCAUUGAUAUCACGUUACGCAGUGUAUAAAUCAUUCAUCUGAAAUCAAACCCAGUAAAAGUUGACUGUUUGAUGUUGUUGUGACUCUGGGAUCAAUAUAGCACAAGUGUCAUCCAUGAGGAAAACCUGUAAACAUCAAUAAAGAUUUUGCUUGUGAAAAUGGAAAA
Oryzias melastigma (Indian medaka) is the source of this 4790-nucleotide messenger RNA. Its product is annotated as ras-related protein Rab-39B. Gene Ontology annotation, biological process: Rab protein signal transduction. The transcript has 4 exons. The record is from RefSeq and is a predicted model, not a curated record. Gene Ontology annotation, molecular function: GTP binding; GTPase activity. Bases 627 to 1268 code for a protein of 213 amino acids. NCBI's taxonomy places the organism in Eukaryota, Metazoa, Chordata, Actinopteri, Beloniformes, Adrianichthyidae. Gene Ontology annotation, cellular component: Golgi membrane.